This is a messenger RNA of Cajanus cajan (pigeon pea), 588 nucleotides long. The record is from RefSeq and is a predicted model, not a curated record. NCBI's taxonomy places the organism in Eukaryota, Viridiplantae, Streptophyta, Magnoliopsida, Fabales, Fabaceae.
AUGUGGCAAGCAGGGUUGCUUAUGAGCAACCCCGCUGGAGAUGCUCUGACAAGCAUGAUAGGUGUCAUUGGAAAUUUUUCUAACAAACCCUCAGUGAGAGUUGUUUCCAAAGCUGCUGGACCACAACUUUCCCUUUCCAUUCGUCAUGGAAAGGUCAUUCUUGCCUCACUUGAUCCAAGUGAUGCUUACCAGCAUUGGUUUAAAGAUGAAAGGUACAGCACCAGGAGGGAUGAAGCAGGAUUCUGUGCCUUUUCUUUAGUGAACAAGGCCACCGGUGAGGCCUUGAAGCACCCAGUAGCUGACUAUCACACAGUAAGGAUGAUGCCCUACAAUCCAGAUAUUCUGGAUGAGUCUGUUUUGUGGAGUGAGGGUGAGGACUUAGGUGAUGGCUACAGUGCUAUAAGAAUGGUGAAUAAUAUUCGUUUUAAUAUGGAUGCUUGUUGUGGUGACAAAGAAUCUGGAGGUACGCAUGAUGGCACUACAAUAAUCCUCUGGGACUGGAACCAUGGUGAUAAUCAGCAGUGGAAGAUCUUGCCCUACUGUAAGCUUUCUACCAAGUUUUUUCUUUUUGAAAUGCAUGCCUUCUAA